This is a messenger RNA of Hypanus sabinus (Atlantic stingray), 5935 nucleotides long. Its product is annotated as hexokinase HKDC1-like. NCBI's taxonomy places the organism in Eukaryota, Metazoa, Chordata, Chondrichthyes, Myliobatiformes, Dasyatidae. Gene Ontology annotation, biological process: glucose 6-phosphate metabolic process; intracellular glucose homeostasis; glycolytic process. The transcript has 21 exons. Gene Ontology annotation, molecular function: fructokinase activity; mannokinase activity; D-glucose binding. Bases 2271 to 5003 code for a protein of 910 amino acids. The record is from RefSeq and is a predicted model, not a curated record. Gene Ontology annotation, cellular component: mitochondrion; cytosol.
UUUUAAAGGACAGAGCAACAGAGAUGUGGAGUGACGGAAUUGCAGAGCUGAAGCCUAGGUAGCUGAAUGUGCAACAGCAGUAAUGGAACCUAGGAAGUGGUAAAUGUAGAAAAAAUCAAAGUAGGAGAGGCCUUUCGGGGCUACGAGGCCAGAUGAAGUUACUGUAGUCGGAUGGGAAGAACCAAUGGAAGGAUUUGAACAGAAGAAAGAGCAUUUUCAAAUUGGUGUUUAUCAUGAGAUUAAGCAAUAAGUAGUCAAUUAUCAUUGAGGGGAUAGAUGAUCAAUAUUUUAUAGAACUUGCAGCCUGAGAUGCAGAGAGGUUUUUUAAGAUUGGAAGAUGGGAAAUCAUUCAAAACAUGAUGGAAUUAAUUUUUUAAAAAUCCAGGGUGAGGCUUUCAGCAGCUUUGCACAAACAAAAGCCUCUGAACUCAUAUGAAGUCAUUUUUCAUUUUAAAUAAUAAUCUGCUGUUUGAUUCCUUUUAUCAGUGGAUGACCUUGCAUUUUCAUAGUUAUAGAUGUACAAACUUCAUACUGGGUGUGUUGGAGGUUUGGAUGGAACAUGUCAACUUAAGUAUCACUGCCGAUAAUGUUUGGAGAGAAAAAAGGCUUUUAUUUGAAAAUUGAAUUAUUACCCACAGACAAUGUGGAGUAAUCUCAAUCUAUUGACAGGGCCUCCUGUGCCAUAGAACCAUUAUAUGGGCUAAUUUUUGUUCUAUCCAUUUACAAAAUAAGGUAAUAUCAGAGCACUUAAAUAUAUGUGGCCCAUUUCAUCAAAAAGGUAAUCACCCCAUUUGAAGAGCAGAGUGACACCUAUAGACACUCAUUCUAACAAUCGAAUCCAGGGUAACGUGUGUGACCAUGGUUGUCACAUCACAAUGGCAGCCAGUGAAUUACAACUUGGUCUCAACUCUGGGAGGUGACAGGUCAAAACUCACUGUUCGGUGCCAGUCUUGAAGGAGCAGUUUUGGUCAGAGCUUUCAAAGACUAACACCUGCGUUUUUUUGUCCUGAUGCUGCUUCCUUUCAUAUGUAGUGGUAAGGAAAAGAUUACCUCAAUUACCUGUGAAGGAGUUUUGUACAUUGAAGAAAGAAUAUACUUGCCAAACUGGAAGUGAGAUUGAGAUUGCUUAUACUUGUAUUAGUGGAGCUAACUGAAAAGUGAGUGACAAUGUAUGGACCAUAAAAUCUAGAAGCAGAAUUAGGCCAUUUGCCCAUUGAGUGUUCUACUAUUUGAUGGUGGCUGAUUCAUUAUCCCUCUCAAACCUGUUCUCCUGCUUUUCACCCGUAACAUUUGUCGCCUUUAUUAACCAAUAACCUAUCAAUCUCCACUUUAAAUAUGUUCAGUGACUUGAUCUCUACAGCAGCCUAUGGCAAUGAAUUCCUUAGGUUCGUCACCCACUGGCUAAAGAAAUUCUACCUCAUCUCUGUUCUAAGUGGAUGUGUUCCUAUUCUGAGUCUGUGCCUUCUGGUCCCAGACUCUCCCCAUUAUUGGAGACAUCUUCUCCACAUCCACUCCAUCUUGGCCUUUCAAUAUUCAGUAAGUUUCAAAUAAACCCCCCCAUCCCCAUUUUUCUAAAAUCCAUAGUGUACAGGAAUGCUCCAAAUACAUUAACCCUUUCAUUUCUAGGAUCAUUCUCGUGAACCUUUUGCCCCCCUCCAAUACCAGCACAUCCUUUUCUCAUUAAAGGGCCAGAAACUCAAGUGCAGUCUCAGCAAUGCAUUCUUGCUUUUUUUUAUAUUCUAGUCCUCUUGCAAUGAUUACUAACCUAAUAAGCUAUGCUAUCCAUUUUUUAAAGACAUAAAGAUUGCUGAUAAAGUGGAGAAAAUUGCUAAAGAUUGGCCUCUGAAGCCUGUUCCCUCGACUGGAACCAUCUCCUAUCUCACUGGUCCUGUAUUGAGUUCCAUAGUUUAGGAGCGUGGGUCAAAAGAGCUGACUUGACAAUUUUCUUUUGAGGGAGAUUGUUUAAAUUUAAAAGACUGGCGGAAGAAGAUUGAAAAACUCAAGCAGGAUUAUAAAAUGAAAGCAAAUCUGUGAUGUAGAUCGGUCCCCAACCAUUGGAAGCUUUAUAAACAGAAUGUAUUGAACUCAACAUGAAGGGACACAAUGAUGCUGCCUGAUGAUUUGUAGCCUUUAACAGCGUGCAAGCCCUGUCACAAAUCACAGCGAGACUGGGACUCUCUUUUGGACUGGUACCGUCUCUCGAUAGAAUUACCAAUGUUGUACCUCAGCUUCCUGUAAAGAACCUAACACUCUGAAACAUCAAAAAAAAAAUGUUUUCUAUACACCUUUUGGCCUUUUAUCUUGCAAAACUUCAGGAAGAUCAAGCCAAAAAGAUCGAUCGCUUCCUCUACAACAUGCAGCUCAACCCUGAAAAGCUACAAGACAUCAUGUCUCGAUUUGGCAAUGAGAUGAGAAAGGGACUAUCGAUCAACGAGACUUCUACUGUUAAAAUGCUGCCUACCUUUGUACAGUCAACUCCUGACAGGACAGAAAAGGGAGAUUUUUUGGCAUUGGACUUAGGAGGCUCCAGAUUUGAGGUGUUAAGGGUCAGGGUGUCUGAAGAUGGACAACAAGUGAUACAAACAGAGAGACAGUUGUAUCCCAUGCCAGAUGAAAUGAAACAAAGCAAUGCUUCUGAGUUUUUCAACUAUGUCGCUGAAUGCUUGGGAGACUUCAUGGAGAAGCGGGAAAUAAAAAACAGAAAGUUUCCACUUGGUUUCACAUUUUCCUUUCCCUGCAGACAAACCAAACUGGAUGAGGGUUUUCUCAUUUCGUGGGGUAAGGGAUACAAGAUCAGCGGAAGCAAAGGAGCAAAUGUCAUCUCUCUGUUACGCAAAGGAAUUGAGCAGCAAGGGGACUUUGACGUGGAUGUGCUGGCUUUGGUGAAUGACACUGUGGGAACUCUGAUGUCCGGAGGAUUUGAUGACCCGUACUGUGAAGUUGGUGUUGUCAUUGGCACUGGAACUAAUGCUUGUUACAUGGAGGAAAUGAGCAACAUAGAAUCGGUCGAGGGCAACAUCGGACGCAUGUGUAUUAACACAGAGUGGGGAGCGUUCGGCGAUGACGGCUCAUUGAAUGACAUCAGGACUGAAUUUGAUUUGGAGCUGGAUGCUAACUCUCUCAAUCCGGGGAAACAAUUGUUUGAGAAAAUGAUUUCUGCUAUGUACCUGGGAGAACUGGUAAGACUCAUCUUGGUCAGACUAACUAAGAGUCAUACACUGUUCAGUGGGACGGCUUCAGCGAAGCUCCUCACCAAAGGAUCGUUCGGCAUCCAACAUCUGACUGCAGUUGUGAACUCUAAUUCUGGGAUGGAGAACUCUAUGCAGAUACUGAUGGACCUGGAUCUUCAGCCUUCUGAAGCAAACUGCAAGGCUUUGCAACACAUCUGUUUCAUUGUAAUGUCUCGUUCAAUCAGUCUUUGUGCAGCCGCACUGGCUACCAUUUUGAUACAUUUGAAAAACACUAGGAAGAUAAAACGACUCAGAACGACUGUUGGAAUUGAUGGGACAGUGUACAGAACUGUUCCACAGUACCCAAAAAACUUGCACCGACUGGUUCGACAGCUGGCUCCUGGAUGUGACGUGCGUUUCCUUCUGGUUGAUACAGGCACGGGGAAAGGAGCUGCAAUGGUGACUGCAGUAGCCUACAGGCUCGUGAAUCAACGUAAAUACCAGGACAAGACGUUGGCACCGCUGCAGCUCAGCCGGGAGCAAUUGCUGAAAAUUAUGCAAAUAAUGAAGAAUGAAAUGAAGCUUGGGCUGAAGACAGAGACGCACAGUACUGCCACACUGAAAAUGCUGCCCACCUUCAUUCAGAAGUUCCCUGAUGGGACAGAAAGAGGCAAAUUCCUUGCCCUUGAUUUGGGUGGAACUAACUUCCGUGUCCUUCUUCUUGUGCUGCGGAACCGGCCAAGGAUGAUCUCUCAAACAUACCAGAAAAGCUACUCCGUUCCCAUGGAGGUAAUGCAAGGAAUAGGUGAAGAGCUGUUUGACUGGAUCGUGGAGUGCAUCGUUGAAUUCCUGGAUUAUAUGGGCAUGAAGUGUGCUCCACUACCCUUGGGCUUCACUUUCUCCUUCCCUUGUAUACAGCAUCGAUUGGAUCAGGGCGUUCUUGUUAACUGGACCAAAGGCUUUAAGGCCACUGAUGUUGAAGGAGAUGAUGUUGUUUUUCUACUAAAAGAAGCCAUUAAAAGACAAGGAGAGCUGAAUCUGGAUAUUGUGGCGCUUCUGAAUGACACAGUCGGGACCAUGAUGACCUGUGCGUAUGAGAACCCUAAUUGUGAAGUUGGACUGAUUGCAGGAACUGGCACCAAUGCCUGCUACAUGGAAGAAAUGAAGAACAUCGAAAUAGUGGAUGGAGUUGAAGGCAGGAUGUGCAUCAACACAGAGUGGGGAGCAUUUGGUGACAAUGGUUGCUUAGAUGAUAUCCGUACAACCUUUGACAGGCUUGUAGAUAUCAAUUCAUUAAAUCCUGGGAAACAGAAAUAUGAGAAAAUGAUCAGUGGAAUGUAUCUGGGGGAAAUUGUGCGCAACAUAUUGAUAAACUUCACAAAGCAUGGACUUUUAUUUAGAGGCUUUGUUUCACCUGUACUAAAGACUAGUGGCAUUUUUGAAACCAGCUAUAUGUCCCAGAUAGAGAGUGACCGCCUGGGUCUGCUCCAGGUCCAUUCAAUCCUCCAGAACCUCGGCCUCGACUGCACUUGUGACGACAGUAUCAUCGUGAAGGAGGUGUGCAGUGUUGUUUCGAAGAGAUCCGCCCAGCUCUGUGGCGCAGGGAUGGCUGCUGUCGUGGACAAAAUAAGGGAGAACCGGGGCUUGAACCACCUAGAGAUUACCGUGGGUGUUGAUGGAACUCUCUAUAAGCUUCACCCGCAUUUUUCCACAAUCAUGCAGGAGACAGUAAAGGAUCUGGCUCCCAGCUGCGAUGUGAAGUUCGUGCUUUCUGAAGAUGGCAGUGGAAAAGGUGCAGCACUUGUUACAGCAGCAGUGAAACAAUCUAACUAACAGUGUCACCAACAAAACAGCAAACAGGGCUCAUUACAAACACCAGCGUGGCUGAUUGUGACAUUGUUAUCGGUUAAUCAGUUUUCUCAAUAUCAAUUCAUUCCUCAAAAUUGAUCUUUAAGGUACAAAACUCUUCAAGUAAUAAUCUCACAGAUCACUUCAAUGUCCUUGCUUGCGAGGUGACCAUUGUGGGGAAAUUCCAUCACAUCGCAUUAUGAUUAUCAUUAUGAUAAUCAAUUUUAGUUUAAAAUUCAGUUAUCGAAAGUACUGAUUAAUAAAAACUGCUUGUGCACAAAACUGAACAAAUGAAUAUUCCUCUAGGUCUGUAAUAACUCAUUAUUUCUAGUUGGAAUAAGCCUCACCAGCUAAAGCAGGACGGCUUUAUGAGAAAACUAAAAUGAGAAUUACUUUUUACAUUCAGUGAAAUGCUUCCAUCAGACUCACACUGGAGCAGGGUAAGGCCGUACAUCCUGAGUGAGAAGGCUGAAGUUUCUCUGUGCGAGUGGCUAUAGGUUUGGGACCAGGCAAGUAACUACAGUGCAUAUUGUGGCUGGUAUGCACCUCUGCCACAACAUGCCAAGUGUUUGCAAUGGAGGCUGGGGAGCCAAUCACAUGAACUAUUUUGUCCUGCAUGGUACCAAGCCUAAAUAUUGUUUAAAUUGCACUAACCAGGCAAGCGUCCGUCAGUACUUCCAAAGAUCCUACCAUUCAGUGGGUGGGAAGUGCAUCACUUCUCAGUUUUCUGGAUCAAUUUCCAUCUCAUCUGAUAUUGCAUGUGUGGUGUGUGGCCAAGUGGUUAAGCUGUUGGACUAGUGAUCUGAAGGUCAUGAGUUCGAGACCCAGCCGAGGUAAUGUGUUGUGUCCUUGAGCAAGGCUCCAGUCCACCCAGCUGAAAAUGGGUACCGGCAAAAUGCUGGGGGUUAACCUCGCGA